Messenger RNA from Solanum verrucosum, 777 nucleotides. Its product is annotated as myb family transcription factor PHL7-like. NCBI's taxonomy places the organism in Eukaryota, Viridiplantae, Streptophyta, Magnoliopsida, Solanales, Solanaceae. The coding region runs from base 7 to 777 and encodes 256 amino acids. The record is from RefSeq and is a predicted model, not a curated record. Gene Ontology annotation, molecular function: DNA-binding transcription factor activity; DNA binding. The transcript has 6 exons.
UCUGCAAUGCCUGGGAAAUUCAGAGAGCAGCCAAGUUCCAGUAUGGCUUCGAAUCGUGCUGAUUGUUCAUCAAAGGAGAGACUGAAAUGGACUCAAGAGCUUCAUGAUCUGUUUGAGAAGGCAGUUAGUCAGCUCGGAGGUCCGGAAAGAGCAACACCAAAAGGAAUUUUGAAGGUUAUGGGGAUUCCUGGUCUAACAAUCUUCCAUGUGAAAAGCCACCUACAGAAAUACCGUAUGUCAAAAUUUGUACGUGAAGACCCUGAAAUUGGCAAGUUUGAAAGGAGAAGCAUAUCAGAAAUUUUGCCAAACUUCAGUGUUACAGCGGGCGCUCAACUUAAUGAAGCAUUACAAAUGCAUAUGGAUGCACACAAACGAUUAAGUGAUCAUCUUGAGGUUCAAAGAAACUUGAAGAUAAAACUUGAAGCACAAGGAAGAUUUCUAGAGCGAAUAAUGGAAGAACAAAAAGUUUGUGCUUCAGGUUCUAGACCUAGCUGCAAGUCUUAUUUGUAUUCACCCUUGUCGUUACCAUCCCUAUGCGAGGAAUCUGAAUCAAACGUUAAGGAACUCGAGGUUGAAUAUGAUUUCGAGUUUGAUAUAUCUGGUUGUCAAUUACCACGAAAAAGGAUUCGAUUCGAGGAAGACGAUGGAUUAUUAAAUCAUCGAUACAAUAGUACUAAUAAUGUUACAUAUUCACCACAAGAAUUAGAAUGGACUACUCUUGCAAAUCACCAGUCAUCACCAUAUGAUUUGCAUGCUUUAUAUGAUUAUCUUAUUUAA